UAUGCACCCAGAUCAGGAAGUAAGCAUUUUUAACUGUGGGUCUGCUGCUUAUCCACUCGACCGUGUGUGUGUGUGUGUACGACUGUGUGUGUGUAUGUAUAUGUAUGUGUGUGUGUGUGUUGAUAAGCUGCUCUUAGCUGUACAAUGACCCUCUUACUGCAAAAACUCCAAUAAAUCACUUAUGGACUCCAUCCUACAGCUACAGCAUGGGAUCCAGACUCAAAGAAAACCCAGAGAGGACAUUUUACUGGUUCUUUCAAGCCUCGUGUCCAAUCGCCAGGGACAAAGAUCCAGGCGUGCUGUUUCAGUUCCCAGAGGACUUCAGUGAUGAGGAGUGUCUGCAGUCACUUCCUCGUUUCUGCUUCCCAUAUGACAUAGAGAGGGUGAGGGAUGGAGUGGCUGUCCAGCACUUCACCUUUGUGUUGACUGAUCUGGAAGGAUGUCAGCGAUUCGGUUUCUGCAGACUCACCUCCAGCUCCCAGACCUGCCUGUGCAUCCUCAGUUACCUGCCCUGGUUCGAGGUCUUUUACAAACUGUUGAACAACCUGGCAGAUUAUGUGACAAAAGGCCAGACUAAAGAAAUGCUGGAUUUACUGACGGCACUUUAUAAACACCCUGUGCCAUUGGCUAAUGGCUCUGUCACUCUACAGCUGGGAGAACAGCUACAUAUUGGGAGUGAGGUGCCAUUCAUCUGUGGCCACACCCCCUCCUCAAUGAGUAAAGGCUCAGGGAUCCCGUAUUUUAUAGCUCCGGAUCCAAAGGCUUUACCAUCCAUACCAGAAAGUAGGAACCUGACGGAGCUCGUCGUGGCUGUGGACGUGGGGAACCUGCUGCAGCUGUAUGCUAGCAUGCUGUUUGAGAGGCGCAUCCUCAUUAGCUGCAGCAAACUCAGCACGCUGACGGCGUGUGUACAUGCGUGUUGCAGCAUGCUCUUCCCCAUGUACUGGCAACACAUCUUCAUACCUGUCCUGCCUCCACACCUCCUCGACUACUGCUGUGCUCCGAUGCCGUACCUUAUCGGAGUUCAUUCCAGUCUAAUAGAGAGAGUGAGGAGUCCUGCUCUGGAGGACGUGGUCAUUCUGAACGUGGACACCAACACUAUGGAGUCUCCUCACGAUGACCUGAAGAAGCUCCCAUCAGAUGUGGUCACAGCUCUGAAAGUGCGUCUGAAGCGUCAGGCGGCGUCUCCAGGUGCUGGUGUGGCUCGAGCGUUUCUCAGAGCUCAGGCUCUGCUGUUCGGAGGCUAUAGAGACGCCUUAGUGUACUCUACUGGAGGACCCGUGGCAUUCAGUGAAGACCUGUUCCUCACCCACAAGUCUCAAAGCAUGAAGCAGUUCCUCGAGAGUGCCGUUCACCUGCAGUUUUUCAAGCAGUUUAUUGAUGGGCGUCUGGAGAUGCUGAACCAGGGCAAAGAACCAGACGAUCUGUUUGAGGAAGAAAUACUGCAGUGUGGAGCAUCAUCAGGCGGCUCCAAAUCGUACCAGCAGUUGGUGGGCAACCUUAAGAAAGGAGGAGGUGCUCUGCUCCUGACCAUGAAGUCCAAGGCUCAAAUGUGCAAAACUGUCACACAUCAGAGCAAGCUUGGACUGAAGAACCUUAUUUCAUCAAAGGAGCAGAAGGACUCUCUCCAGAGGGGCGGAUCCGUAUGUGGCACACAUACAUAUCGCCUCAUCCAAUCAGAUUGCCUUCAGAACCGAAUACCAAUCACACAGCACUUCGGGAAGUCCCGGCCGCGGAGGCCUACACGCAAGAACGCCAGCCCGCAGAUGGAGGAGCCGCCACAAGACAACAGCAGUUAUGGAGAGGAGAGUCAAAUAGAGUCGGGCUCCAGCGCUGGUGACCUCCAAGAUGACCCCGACCUGUCUGUGCUGCCUGACCCAGAGGAGAUGGACCUUCUGGGGGAAAUUUUCGACACACUGAGCGCCCAGAGUUCCAGAGAGCCUGGGCUGCUGUACAGCACACGUAGCCUGGACCUCUUCAACUCUGAUUGCACUGACUUCAUCACCAGAAGAAGCUUGACCACGCCCAGUCAGGAGAGCUUGAACCUUUCCAUCGGUAACAGUGGCAGUCUGAGGAGCUGGGAGGAGGGGCUUGAGGAGGGACCUGACAUGGAGGGGGAGGGGUCUGAGGCAGCUACCGACCAAUCAGGGAGGAAUGAGUUUGGAGCGAGGCCAUCAGGGGAGGAGUUGUGUGUGGAUCUCGGAAGGUUGGUGGAUGAUCUCAAUGGUCUUGGGGAGGAGCUUAAAGAGGAACUAGGCGAUCUUCAGCCAGCUCAAGAUGGAAAAUGGGCAGAGCACUCUGGGCAGGGUGGUGAUACAAGGGAAAAGGAAAGAACAAAGGGAAGCAACGAUGACCAAAAAGAAAACAGUAAUCAACAACCCGAGGAGAACGACCUGGACGCUCCAGUCAGUGACUCUCCAAAGGAAGUAACCGAGGCCUCUUUAGAACCUCAACAGGAACAUGAAGCAAUUGAGGCCUCUGUAGAACCCCAAGAGGAACAUGAAGUAACUGAGGCCUCCUUAGAACCCCAACAGGAACAUGAAGUAACUGAGGCCUCCUUAGAACCCCAACAGGAACAUGAAGUAACCGAGGCGUCUUUAGAACCUCAGCAGGAACAUGAAGCAACUAAGCCUUCAGUAGAAUCCCAACCUGGACCAAACAUCCUUAUCUGUAAGCCAGAUAAGAGAAGUGAAGAAGAUCAGAAGCAGGAAAAAAAGGAUUCCAAUCCUAAUGUGCUUUCAACUGUGGCUCUGUUCCAAUCCAAAGCCUCACCGUCCAGGGUUUCUGCUGAGGCCACCAGACCUGGAUACAGCCCAAAAGGUCCUGAUACAUCUCUGAAGACUUCCCCUAGAGGACCUCGGAAAAUCCAGUCUUCUUCCAACCGGCUGAUCUUGAGCCCGAAAGGCGAGGACCAAAUCGUAAAAUCGCCCGUCGAUUCACCAACUGAAGACCAAGACGUGCCCCCCAUUAAAGUGUCUGAACUGAAAAAGAGGUUUGAACAAUGACUGGUAGGAGGGAAAUGGAUGAGGGCAAUCCAAAUUCUGGACACUCUUAUCUCACAUCAGUUUUUGAAGCAUGUAGUGACCACAAAGACAGACUCAAAACGCUUUUAUACAGUUUUUACAUAAUUUAAAAGAUUUACACUGAGUUGCCAGGUCCAACUAUUUUGUUAAUAAAGUAAUUGGCCAUUUUAUCAGAAACAUCUACCAUAUACAGAACUGUGCAAAAGUCAAAGACUCAUUGAUUUGUUUGAUUGAUUUCCAGUCAAAACAGCCAUUAAGUUGGGACAGUUUUAGGUCUUCCAGGUGGUUUUUAGGAGUCACAUUUUCUCUGCAGCUUUCAUUCAAAUCAUUUUUUUUUAACCCACUUAUCUAAUAUCCCCUGAAAAUCACACAUUUGUGAUUCAUGGCUGUUUUGACUGGAAAACAAAUCGAUGAAGGGUGCACUCUGACUUUUGCACAGCACACAAUCUAUUGUGUUGCACAAUUUACUGUCCAUCAAUGAAAACAAACCACCACAGGGUCCCCACUGGCCAGAUAUCAUUUGGGUGGUGAACCAUUUUCAGUGUAGCAGUGCCACGGACACUGUUUUGCUGAGUUGGUGUCAUUGCUAGGUUGAGAGUGGACCACCAGCCAAAAAUAUCCAGCCAGGAGUGGCUAUGUGGUCAGAAACUGACCAUUGAUGAAAAGCAAGAAAGAAACUGUCCACCAACAAGGUGGACCUACAAAAAAAGGGUUUCUGAUAAAGUGGCCAGUAAGUGUAUAUGUGACCAAAACAUUUCCUGAAAGCAUCACACUGUUAAUAUGUUACUUAUUAGUGCAGAUUGAAUGUGAUACUCCCUUGAUACUCACAAUGCUCCCUCUGUUUAUGUGCAGUUUGCAAAUCUGGGCCUCAAACUCACUGAAACUGGACUUACUGGACAUUCACAGUGUAAAGGAAUUUAUAUUUUUUGUUCGUUUUCAAAACAACAUAUUUGUAAUACAUUAAAGUUUUUUGUCAAUUCUUCCAA
This is a messenger RNA of Colossoma macropomum (tambaqui), 4009 nucleotides long. RefSeq names its product DENN domain-containing protein 1B. The record is from RefSeq and is a predicted model, not a curated record. The transcript is spliced from 23 exons. The coding region runs from base 207 to 3005 and encodes 932 amino acids. Lineage: Eukaryota; Metazoa; Chordata; Actinopteri; Characiformes; Serrasalmidae. Gene Ontology annotation, cellular component: cytosol; intracellular membrane-bounded organelle. Gene Ontology annotation, molecular function: phosphatidylinositol phosphate binding; guanyl-nucleotide exchange factor activity. Gene Ontology annotation, biological process: endocytic recycling; endocytosis.